AUGACGCACCCGGGCCGGCGGAGAAGCAGCCACUUCCUAGAGCCGCCGGCCGGGGCCGCUCGCUGCACUCAGCGCCGGAGCCGGACCACGGCCGCCGCCAUGUCCCACCAGACCGGCAUCCAAGCUAGUGAAGAUGUUAAAGAUAUCUUUGCCAGAGCAAGAAAUGGAAAAUACAGACUUCUGAAAAUAUCUAUUGAAAAUGAGCAACUUGUGAUUGGUUCCUGUAGUCAACCUUCAGAUUCAUGGGAUAAGGAUUAUGAUUUCUUUGUUCUACCCCUGCUGGAAGAAAAACAACCAUGCUAUAUAUUAUUCAGGUUAGAUUCUCAGAAUGCCCAGGGAUAUGAGUGGAUAUUCAUUGCAUGGUCUCCAGAUCAUUCUCAUGUUCGUCAAAAAAUGUUGUAUGCAGCAACAAGAGCAACUUUGAAAAAGGAAUUUGGAGGUGGUCACAUUAAAGAUGAAGUAUUUGGAACAGUAAAGGAAGAUGUAUCACUACAUGGAUAUAAAAAAUAUUUGUUAUCACAAUCUUCCCCUGCCCCGUUGACUGCCGCUGAGGAAGAAUUACGACAGAUUAAAAUUAAUGAGGUACAAACUGAUGUGAGUGUGGACACUAAGCAUCAAACACUACAAGGAGUAGCAUUUCCUAUUUCUCAAGAAGCUUUUCAGGCUUUGGAAAAGUUGAGUAACAGACAGCUCAACUAUGUGCAGUUGGAAAUAGAUAUUAAAAAUGAAAUUAUAAUUUUGGCCAACACUACAAAUACAGAGCUAAAAGAUUUGCCAAAGAGGAUUCCCAAGGAUUCAGCACGCUAUCAUUUCUUUCUGUAUAAACAUUCCCAUGAGGGAGACUAUUUGGAGUCCAUAGUUUUUAUUUAUUCAAUGCCUGGAUACACAUGCAGUAUAAGAGAACGGAUGCUGUAUUCCAGCUGCAAGAGUCCUCUGCUAGAAAUCGUAGAACGAGAACUACAAAUGGAUGUAAUUAGAAAGAUCGAGAUAGAUAAUGGAGAUGAAUUGACUGCAGACUUCCUUUAUGAAGAAGUACAUCCCAAGCAGCAUGCACAUAAGCAAAGUUUUGCAAAACCAAAAGGUCCUGCAGGAAAAAGAGGAAUUCGAAGACUAAUUAGGGGUCCAGCUGAAACAGAAGCCUCUACUGAUUAA
Messenger RNA from Orycteropus afer afer, 1152 nucleotides. Lineage: Eukaryota; Metazoa; Chordata; Mammalia; Tubulidentata; Orycteropodidae. The record is from RefSeq and is a predicted model, not a curated record.